GACUAACUAUUUCGGUCGCUAGCAAAUAGUCCAUCAACCGGAUGUGUGCAUGUCACACACAGCAUCAGGUCCCCGCGCCACCACGUCCACUCUCCCUCCUCUCUAUCUCAAGACCUGCUGCUUUGGUUUGGACGGGGGAAAUCCUUAACUGAAUUGCGUCAUAAAUACGUCAAUAAAGUCCCAUUCACUGACGAUCAGGUACCACGGUAGCCGCCAUAUUCGCAUCUAUGGCAGGGUAGCGGUGCUUUCGGCGAGCGUGUGAUCCAGUCAUCAACAUCGACUGUUCCCUGCGCCGACCCUCCAAACCUUUCCUCAGAGCGGCCCGCGGUUCCACAGCCUGCGUCGGAGCAUCGAGGCAGAAAAAAGCCGGACUUCCACAGAGGGUGGUUGGGGGGGGAAGACAUGCAACGUGGAGCGGGGGUCUAGGUGGACUACGAUGCCUUAGACUUGGAGAGGAAUCCUGGUACAAGAUGGAGGUAAACAGCGUUAGUAGUGAGGUCAAUGGGCAUCAGAUCAUGGAUGAGCCCAUGGAGGAGGGAGAGUCUUUCUCACACUGUGAUGAUGGGACAUAUAAGGAGAUUCCUAUCACCCACCAUGUAAAAGAGGGCUGCGAGAAAGCCGAUCCGUCUCAGUUCGAACUGCUAAAAGUCCUCGGCCAGGGCUCUUUCGGCAAGGUGUUUCUUGUCAGGAAGAUUGUGGGUCCAGAUGCUGGUCAGUUAUAUGCAAUGAAAGUUCUAAAAAAGGCAUCUUUGAAAGUCAGGGACAGAGUUCGCACUAAGAUGGAAAGAGACAUUUUAGUGGAAGUCAAUCAUCCCUUCAUAGUGAAAUUGCACUACGCCUUUCAGACAGAAGGGAAACUGUAUUUAAUACUGGACUUUCUCAGGGGAGGGGAUGUAUUCACUCGCUUAUCCAAAGAGGUUAUGUUUACAGAGGAAGAUGUGAAAUUCUACCUUGCAGAGCUGGCCCUGGCCCUCGACCAUCUGCACAACCUGGGCAUAGUUUACAGAGAUCUCAAGCCAGAGAACAUCUUACUUGAUGAAGCUGGACACAUAAAGUUAACAGACUUUGGUUUGAGUAAAGAGUCGGUAGAUGCUGAUAAGAAGGCAUAUUCCUUCUGUGGUACGGUGGAGUAUAUGGCCCCUGAGGUGGUCAACAGGAGAGGACACACGCAGAGUGCAGACUGGUGGUCUCUGGGAGUACUUAUGUUUGAAAUGCUCACAGGGACGUUACCAUUCCAAGGGAAAGACCGCAAUGAGACUAUGAACAUGAUUCUCAAAGCUAAGUUGGGAAUGCCCCAGUUCCUGAGUUUGGAAGCCCAGAGUUUGCUGAGAAUGCUGUUUAAACGUAACCCUGCUAACAGGCUAGGGGCCGGGCCCGACGGCGUGGAAGAGAUCAAACGCCAUGCAUUCUUUUCCACCAUCGACUGGAAUAAACUGUACAGGAGAGAGCUCCAGCCCCCGUUCAAGCCCGCAGCAGGUAAACCAGAUGACACGUUCUGCUUUGACCCAGAGUUCACCGCUAAAACGCCGAAAGACUCCCCAGGUAUCCCGCCCAGUGCUAAUGCACACCAGCUCUUCAAAGGCUUCAGUUUUGUUGCGCCGACCCCCAUGGAUGAGAACAAGAGCUCCCCGCUGCUCAGCAUCCUCCCCAUAGUUCAGCUGCACGGAGGCUCAGCCAAGUUCUCCGACAUGUACGAGCUGCAGGAGGACAUCGGGGUCGGCUCCUACUCUAUUUGUAAACGCUGUGUACACCGAGUCUCUGCCAUGGACUAUGCUGUGAAGAUUAUAGACAAAAGUAAGAGGGACCCCUCUGAAGAGAUCGAGAUCCUGAUGCGAUAUGGACAGCACCCCAACAUCAUCACUCUGAAAGACGUGUAUGACGAGGGCAGGUAUGUAUACCUGGUGACGGAGCUGAUGAAGGGAGGGGAGCUGCUGGAUCGAAUCCUCAGGCAGAAGUUUUUCUCCGAGAGAGAAGCAAGUGCUGUUCUUUACACCAUUACAAAGACUGUUGACUACCUCCACUGCCAAGGGGUAGUACACCGAGACCUGAAGCCCAGCAACAUCCUGUAUAUGGACGACUCGGGGAAUCCCGACUCCAUUAGGAUCUGUGAUUUUGGAUUCGCUAAGCAGCUCCGGGGAGGCAACGGCCUCCUUCUAACCCCCUGUUACACCGCCAACUUUGUGGCACCAGAGGUACUAAUGCGACAAGGUUAUGAUGCAGCCUGUGAUAUAUGGAGCCUUGGAGUCUUGCUGUACACCAUGUUAGCAGGGUACACACCGUUCGCUAAUGGGCCAAACGACACACCGGAAGAGAUUCUUCUCCGGAUAGGAUCUGGGAAGUUCUCUUUGACGGGUGGCAACUGGGAUACUGUGUCAGACAGCUCGAAGGACUUGCUGUCCCAUAUGCUCCAUGUGGACCCUCACCAGCGAUACACAGCAGAGCAGGUUCUAAAGCAUUCCUGGAUCACGUGCAGAGAUACGCUACCGCACUUCCAGCUCACACGCCAUGAUGCACCGCACCUCGUCAAGGGAGCGAUGGCGGCCACCUAUUCAGCGCUGAGCCAGAAGACGAGUCAGCCGGUGUUGGAGCCUGUGGCGGCAUCCAGUUUAGCCCAGAGACGCAGCAUGAAGAAACUCACCUCAACGGACAUGUAGACCCACGUUGCUCACCCACCAGUUUUGAUCUCACUCUGUCAGACUCAUACGCAAACAAGAAAAAGCAAAAAGUACGCGCACACCCACAGCCCCAAGUCUUGGCCAGUCAGAACUACUGUCUCCCAGGUUUUCUUUCUUUUAAAAAAAAAUCUAUUUAUUUGAAACACCCGAACAUCUGCAAUCACACCACACACACACACACACACACACACACACACACACACACACACACACACACACACACACACACACACACACACACACACUGGACGAGGUUGCAUUGCAGAAGUCAGCCGAAGAGGAACAGAGGAACCUCGUAUCUGUUACUGCUGGGGAGACAGACUUGUAUUUAUUUCCACAGCUUCUCAUAUGCACUUACCCUCCUCGCCUUUCAUUCUUUCUUCCUUUUUAUGUGAGGAAGAAACGCACCAGCUGAUGUUUUCCUUCACUGUGAUUGGCUGAUUAAAAAGCUGCUUUGGUUAAACUGUGCUCCCCCCCCACACACUGCUCUUCAUCUUCGCUCUGCCAUCCUCCUCUCCCCUCAUUUGCUUUUGCUCUCUAACUUUAUUUUUUUGUUUUUCAACGUGAAGUAAUGAUUUAUGUGAGAGUGCUGGCAAGUUGGUAUUGACUGAGGUGCUUUGCAAGACUGUUUUCUUUCUGAGACUAAAAAAAAUAAAUUAUAAAUGUGUUUUAAAAAAAAAAAAAAAAAAAUCAGAUACUGCUUGAAGCGGGUUUAAAGGUUCUUCAGAAACAAAAUCACUUCCCAGCACUUUUGGUAACAUAAACGCAUGUGUGGACAGAUCCUGUAUUGCUUUUCCCUUGAAACUCAGUCGGACUCGUGUUACUUUGUGUAUCAAAAGAGGUAAAUAUGCUGCAGACGGACAAAAGAUACUGUCUCGAUACUGAAGGUGAAACUAUGUGGUAACAAGAAAUCGUUUGCAAAAAUGAUAUAACUAUAUAGAACAUAAUGAAGAUGAAGAGCAUGUGGGGGGAGCUGUCGGGAUUUCUCUGGGGGGGAUGGGACGCACCCUGUCGAACCAGAGAGGCUGAAUUUAAAAGAAUAAAUAAAUGAAUAACAAAAACAUUUCCAUGGAAAUCUCUUCAAAAGACAUUGUGGAAAUUGUAUGAUACUGUAUUUAUUUCAUUUGAUUUUUAAGAUUCUAUUUUUCUUUCAAGUUCUGUAUAUAUUGACAUUAAAGAUCAUUAUUGACAUGCA
This is a messenger RNA of Oreochromis niloticus (Nile tilapia), 3870 nucleotides long. RefSeq names its product ribosomal protein S6 kinase a, like (gene rps6kal). Gene Ontology annotation, biological process: protein phosphorylation; intracellular signal transduction. The record is from RefSeq and is a predicted model, not a curated record. Gene Ontology annotation, molecular function: protein serine/threonine kinase activity; ATP binding; magnesium ion binding. Bases 471 to 2654 code for a protein of 727 amino acids. NCBI's taxonomy places the organism in Eukaryota, Metazoa, Chordata, Actinopteri, Cichliformes, Cichlidae. The transcript has 22 exons.